AUGAAUCGACCUCUAUUUCGAGCACGAAAUCUCGAUCCGAGUAAACGUAUCCGACUGCUCGUCGACCAACACGAUGACAAUAAUAAUCUUACGAAUUCAACGACACAGUCAUCUUCUAGUAACAAUCUUCUCGUUUCUCUUGCAUCCACAAACGCAACUCAACAGUCAACUGGAUCGACUUCACAACUACCACAACGAUGUGUACCACAGAUGCCUUUUGUAUCAGGAAUGGAACGAGAAGAAGAAGCGGAAUAUCAUCUUCAAAAUGCUCUCGAUGCUCAACGUCGUCUUGGAUCAGCUAAGAUGCGCGCUGUUCCAAUUCCAAACCUAUUCGAGGAUCCAAAUAGUCAAUCGAUCUAUCCAGCGACUGUUGUUUUACCUAAAGAACUCAUUCGUCUCCAACCUCUACAGCUCGAAUCUGACGAACCUGAAUAUGAUAUGGAUGAAAUUGACCAUAACUGGUUCACCAAGUCAGGACAGACGAUAUGUCCCGAGCUUACCUGUUUGGAGUACGAAACGAUUUUUGAUGAACUUGAGAAUGCAAGUACGCGAACACUUGUCUCGUUGGAUGAAGCACGAACACUGUUUGCAUCGACACAUCCGUCUCUUACCAAUGAUUUACACAUAAAAACCGUCUACAAGUUUUGGCAUGAACGACGAACAAUACGGGACAAACGAUUGAAGACGCGUCUGCUCACAGAACGUGAUAUCAAAGAAGAGAAAGGCAAACAACAUCCAUAUGUUGCUUUUCGACGGCGUGUAGAAAAGAUGACUACACGAAAAAAUCGAAAGAAUGAUGAGCAAGCCUAUCUCUCUAUGCUCAAACUACGUGCUAAUUUCGAAGCCGUCUUGAAGUUAACAAAUCUGAUCAAACUGCGUGAGACAACCAAAGCAUCGCGGCUCGAAUGCGCACUAUCAAUUUUCCAAGCACGAUGUGAGUCAAAAUCGGAUGAUGAAAUUCCAUCGCCUGCAUCGUUGUCGACGAAUCCAGAUCGAAAUCGUCAUCAUGCUCGUUCCCAUUUGAAAACAUCGUCACUGAUGAACAGUAGUCAGAACUUCAUGUCUGCACACCAUCAGCAAUUGCUAACACAGCUGAUUCGUCUCGAAAAUCAUAAGAAGAAUCACUUGUCUGCAACAUCAUUAGCUAGUCUACUACAGUCGCCUAUUCAAUCGCGACCACUAUCCAUUGAUCCUAACGAUUCAUUACAACAGAAAAUCAAACGAUUUAAAACUUCACAUAAAAAGACUAAUCACACUGAUAAACUAACACAGUUGCUAUCGACACCACCUUCAUCACAUGUAUAUAAUAUGGGAUCACAAUCAUCUUCCAUCCCACCACAAUCACUUCUUGAACGAUUGUCACCAUCAAAUGCUGUUUAUUCACCUACACAACAGCAGAGUGGUCGACGUCGUUUGAAAAAAUCCCUCCCAGGGAUAGUCAAACAAGGAAAAACUCACCGAAAUCUUUCAUCAAAUGAUUUGUGGUCCCUAGCAGAUAGUACACCCGAAGGUGCGAUCCUGCUCAAAGCUCAACUGCUUGAAGCAGCAAGAAAAUUGCAGCAAAGAGAGGAGCUUGAAAAUAGCACGAAUCGACGUGUUCUUUUGCAGGACGGUUCAUCUGUAUUAUCAAAUACAAAUGAAAAUAUAAAUAGUAGACUAGAUGGAACAGAAACGAGUGUUGAUGACGAAGAAGCAACUGAUCCUUGGCAAUUUCGACCUAAGACAGGAUGCAGAUAUCUGAGGCCAAUUGACCAGGAUCAGCAACAGCGUAUUCCAUCACAACGUUCCAGUUUUUCAUCGUAUUACUCUCUCGCUUGCUCUGAUGGUAAUCAUUACGGGAAGCGACGCGUACGCAUCGGUCGAGGCGGAAGAUUGCUCUACGAUCGUCAUGUUGAACAAGAAAAUAAUGAUUCAAUUGAUGAAACAAUCUUUCCUCUAUCAACAGUCAAAUCACAUUUCACAUACAAACAUGUACUAUGGCAACGGUCAGCACAACCAUCACUCACUGAAUCAUAUAAUUUACAUUCGCAUUUAACCGUCCAGAAGCACACAACAUCAUUAGCGCAUCAUUAUCAAUCGAAGUCAUUCACAUCCAAUCCCAUACAUUUGGACGCUUCGUUUGAUCAUGCAAAUAACUCGAAUUUACCCAUAGUACCUCAUACAGGUGGUAAACAUAGACCCUCAACAUCGAUUGAACUUAAUCAUUCAUAUUCAUUUUCAUCUCAUCAUAUCAGUCAAGCAUUAUCAACAGUCGUUGAACCAGAACCACCAUCACCUUCGACCUCACCCCUACCACCUUUAUCGUUACCUUCAACAGCUGUUGUGUCAACACCUCAACAGAUCAUGUUGAUUUCAACACCACCUACUCCACCAUCAUCAUCGUUGCCGAUAAAUCAGAAUGAAAUAGAUGUUUCACAGCAACGAGAACAACAACAGCAACCAUUUUUUAGCAAACCAUCAUCAACCUCGUACGUAUUAUCUCAAUCAACGCCAUAUUUUCCGACGCACGUGACUCCAUCGACACCACCACCCUCAUCACCGUCAUCAUGUGGUCUGGUUCAAUUCGUUCAACUUCAUCAUAUUCUUCCAACGACUAAAACCCAUAAUUUUGCAUCAUCGACACCGGUGACCACCCUUGAUUCUUGA
Messenger RNA from Adineta ricciae, 2646 nucleotides. NCBI's taxonomy places the organism in Eukaryota, Metazoa, Rotifera, Eurotatoria, Adinetida, Adinetidae. The record is from the annotation of a GenBank genome assembly.